Molecule: messenger RNA, 1320 nt
Organism: Cyclospora cayetanensis
Lineage: Eukaryota; Apicomplexa; Conoidasida; Eucoccidiorida; Eimeriidae
Product: probable protein phosphatase 2C 56
Exons: 8
Coding region: 1-1320 (439 amino acids)
Biological process (GO): protein dephosphorylation
Molecular function (GO): protein serine/threonine phosphatase activity
Source: RefSeq, a predicted model, not a curated record
AUGACAGAAUUUUCAUCGAGCAGCAAGUCAGCCGUAGCAGCAGUGCCUGCUGCACCCCCAGGAGGCACAUCGCGCCUUGCUGCUUUUCCCGCUGCUGCCGCUGGCGCAUGCGCAGCGUCUUGCGGCUCAGAAGCUCAGCACCAGGCCUCCAGUGGAGGGCUAUCCUCCUUGAGAAUCUCAGGAGUAGCUCCUGCGUCAGUCUCCGCAGAUUCCGUUGCUCUUCCCCAGGUGUACUCAGAGCAGGGAGAUCUGCUGGCAGUGGGGUGUCAUGACAGCAAGGUGACGUAUGGCCAUCACUCCGCGUCUGGACACCGCACGUACAAUGAAGAUCGAGUGUACGCGAGCACUGAUCUUGGGGCUGCAUGCGCCCCCCAGACAGGGCAGCCGACUAUGUUUUUCGCUGUGUACGAUGGGCAUAACGGAGAAGCUGCCGUCGACUUUGUUAGAGAAAAUCUGCACAUCAAUGUUUGCAGGGAGCCGCACUACAUGACACACGAUAUCUGCGGAGCACUGAAGUGGGGCUUUGCGGAAACAGAGGCUGCGUUGCAGCGGCUCGUUUUGGAGCAAAUUGGGGGUAGCGGCUUCACAGACACGGAGACGUCGCUUUUUUCCUCCGGAACUACUGCAUGCGUGGCGUUGCUGCAACACAACACAUUAUAUGUUGCCAGUCUAGGAGACAGUCGGUGUAUCAUCUCCCGAGCUGGCCGUGCUGUGCCUCUUACAGAAGAUCACCAUCUUCGCACCAACAGAAAGGAGCAAGCGAGGGUUCGAGCCGCUGGAGGCAGCUAUGACGACGAAGGGUAUUUGAAUGGCGUUUUAGCUGUCUCUCGCGCCUUUGGAGGUUUCAGCAAACAGACAGGCGAGAAGCUCAUGGGCUUAAGCAGCGAGCCAGACGUCAACGUACAUCACAUUAGAAAGGAGGACGAGUUCUUGCUGUUGGCGUGUGACGGCAUCUUCGACGUUCUUACAUCCCAGGAGUGCGUUUCCUUGGUGCGUUCGAAGCUGAGAGCCGGGGAUUCCCCCUUCACAGCUAGCCAGCAGCUAGCCGAGCUGGCCAUGCAGCGGUACUCGCUAGAUAACCUCUCCGUCGUAGUGGUAGUGCUGCAGUCUCCCAACAAGGAACCUGACAGAGAAAGAGAGGGCUGGUGGGGUGAAGAGGGAGACUCCGAAGAGCAGUACGUCAUUCCCCGUCAUCCUACUAGCAGUAGCGGCAGCUGCUGUGUCGGAGGGGCUGCCCAGCAGCAGCAGCAGCAGCAGCAGCAGCAGCAGAAGCCAGACAGACCGAAAUUCGACUUCUCUGUCCUUAAGGGAUUGCUGUAA